Schizosaccharomyces japonicus yFS275 is the source of this 3200-nucleotide messenger RNA. RefSeq names its product phosphatidylinositol kinase Pik1. The record is from RefSeq and is a predicted model, not a curated record. The transcript is spliced from 4 exons. NCBI's taxonomy places the organism in Eukaryota, Fungi, Ascomycota, Schizosaccharomycetes, Schizosaccharomycetales, Schizosaccharomycetaceae. Bases 1594 to 2460 code for a protein of 288 amino acids. Gene Ontology annotation, biological process: phosphatidylinositol phosphate biosynthetic process. Gene Ontology annotation, molecular function: transferase activity; kinase activity.
CGCACCUCCCCAGAACAACAAUCCCACCUAGACGUUGCAGGAGCAAAAUCCAUCAAUUCAUCACUAAAACCGUUGUAUUUUGUUGGAUACAUUGUGUGAUUUAGUGCUUAGAGGAAUCUAAUACCUGCCUGUUUUGGUCGACGAUUGAUUUUGGAUGAUGUUUUUGUACUAGACAGUGAGCUCAGUUCACAAUGCCUUCUUCAAGCUCUAGAAAUGACAUGCUUUUAAAGUUUGUCCAGUCCGCUGAAUUUACAGCCCGACUGUGUGUUGCCUAUUUAUCUUUGUACCCUAAUCAUAUUGGGAUACAUCACUUUCUUUGUGAGAAACUCGGAACAUUCCCUUAUUAUGAAAUAGAAUUUUACCUUCCGCAAUUGAUUCAUCUCGUUCUCAACAUUACGUCCGAAAGUGUCGCUUUGGAAGAAUUUAUUAUUCGACAAUGUGAACUUAACACACAAUGUUCGCUUAUAACCUUUUGGUACUUGCAAGCAUACAUGUCGGAUUUGAGUCUUCAUCCUCACACUCGCGCCUUCCGUGUAUGCAAGCGUAUGUUUAAUCAGCUUCAAAUUUUGGUCUUCAUGUCCUCGUCCGUCCUUCAGGAUCAACAGAAAAUGCUUGAAAAUGUGUACCCGGCUUCCAUCUUUGCUGGUGUGGCUAAUGGGCGGGAUUGUUAUGCCGGAGCUCACUAAAAAAAUGGCCCCCCAGUAGCAAUUGCACAAGGGCCGUAAGGCCAAGGCACUAUGAUGACGAUGACACAAGCUCCAUCUCCACUCAAAAGAAUCUUCAUCCGUUACACGUUAUUCCCUUCGACAUUUCGCGUCCCUCCUUACCAAAGUUUUCCAGCUCAUCCUCUAAUGUGGCAUUACAUCCUCGCGUCCAAAGUUUGGUCCGCACCCAGUCGCACCAAUCUAUCAAUUUCCUGUCGUUAGAAGAGCAGCACCGUAUCUUACGUGCCAAUUAUUUUCAACAGGAGACACAGUUUCUAUAUGCAUUACAAGACAUCUCCAUUCGUUUAAUUAUCGUUCCUCGUGAAGCUCGACUCUCAGCUCUUCGCGCAGAACUUGCGUUGUUGAAUAACAAACUUCCUGCUGAUGUUAAUAUUCCCAUAAUGCGAACUUACUCCAAUGAGGUGAGUCAUCGCGUUGUAAGAAUUGAUGCUAAAGAAGCAACCGUCCUGAAUUCAGCGGAACGGGUACCAUUCCUGGUUACAAUUGAAGUCCUUAAUGCCGACUUGUCUCUGCAACCGAACACUCGGAAGAACAAAGCUAAGGUGCAAAAGUUACUUUCACAAAAACGACAGGUGAAACGCUAUUUUGACCUUUUUGACAAUGAGGGUUCAUCUUCUCCGGAAAUUGAUGUUGGAGGUGGUGAUUCCUCUGAAUCAGACGACGAAUACGGUGAUUUGGGUAUGUCUCCUAUGUUUAAUGUCCUACCUCAGGCAUCUACCUUUCCGCUAAAUUGCAUCGGCAAAGAAUUGUGGUUGCACGAUUCUACUUUCCAGAAGAACAACUUGACCCCUACCAGAGUUGAGGAGGAGGACGGCAGCAAGCGGACAUUCACCUUGCCAAUGAGAAAAUCUCUAAUGUGACGGCUCGAAUGCGUGCUGCGGCUGUCAUGCUUGCCCAGUUAGACUCAACAGGUGCCAAACGUCCCAAGAGCGAAACGGAUGCAAUUCGUCAUGGAAUUAUUGAGGAAAUGAGAAAAUUGGAAGAAGAACGUCUAAAUGAGUCUUCUGUGGCUUAUCCUAAUAACAUUGACCUGAGUCUUAUUGACAACGCACAUCCGCAGCUUUCCUCCAAGACAGAACGCAAAGGUGACCGUGAAGAUCCGAGUGCAGCGAUGUUCGCCGAAGACUGGUCUGUAAAAAAGGAACGUAUCCGCCGCUCAUCCCCCUAUGGUCACUUGCCCAACUGGGAUCUAAUCAGUGUUAUUGUCAAAACGGGAGCAGACUUACGCCAGGAGACAUUUGCAUGUCAACUCAUUUCUGUUUUCCAGAACGUAUGGGCUGCAUGCAAUGAGAAGGUUUGGGUUCGCUCCAUAAAGAUUUUGGUGACUGGUGACAACAGCGGCCUUGUUGAAACGAUUACGAACGCAAUCAGUAUUCACUCAAUUAAAAAGAACCUUACUCGCCAGAAAGCUAACGAGGCUAUCAUGAGGGGUCAUGAACCACCUCGUGAGGUUGCUUCUCUUAAGGAGUACUUUAUUCGACAGUUUGGUCCGGAGGACACAGAAUCCUAUAGAAAGGCCCAAACAAACUUCAUUCAAUCUUUGGUUGCAUACAGCGUGGUCUCGUAUGUGUUGCAAUUGAAGGAUCGUCACAACGGAAAUAUUCUGAUUGACACUGACGGGGUCACGUUGUGCAUAUUGAUUUUGGGGUUUUCUACUCACAAAUACACCGGGAAAAAUGUUGGUUUUGAAAGUGCCCCUUUAACUGACACUGGAUUAUGUAGAGAUUAUUGGUGACCGUUUCGACGAAUUCGGUGACCUUAUGAAGAGUGCCUUCAAGUCAAUGCGCAAAGAAGCGAACCAACUGUCUUUGCUCGUUGAGGUUAUGCAAAAGCACUCCAGCAUGCCCUGUUUCAGUGGUCGUGAAAGUGCUAGCACUCUAAUGAUGAAUCGCUUUCAACCCCAAAUGAGCGAUGCGGAAAUUGAUGUGUUUGUGGAUCAACUUAUCCAAAAAUCAAACAAUAGUGUUUGGACUCGUCUUUACGACCUCUUUCAAAAUUUGACCAACGGUAUCUACUAGAAACAACGCUCCUCAAGCUUCAGACACCUAUCAAAAGCCAUGGAAGCUGUUAACGGAUUUUCCCCUUUUUGUUUUCCUGAGCGUGAAACCGUUUUUUGCUUCCCUCAUCCACAUGUUCGCAAACGUUCGCCCCAUAUACAUUCGCAUCCAUGAUUGCAUGAGAUCAUUCAUGAACACUUAUUCAGACAUACACACUAAGAGAAGGACUUGUGGCAUCAAGCUAUCCAUUUUGUCUUCUUUUCCUUAAUGAUGCAUUGCAAUCUCGUACGUUAGACGACAAAAGCUACUGUUUUCUCUGUACUCGUUUUUAUGUCUCUUUCUCGACUGUUUUUUCUUCACGUCCCUUCUUAUGAUAGUGUGUUCGUUCGUUGCCCUCCUCAUUCAUGUCUCUAUAGCCUUCUAAACAUCCGUUGACAACUUCUACUGAAAUAGAAAUGAAUUUCCAUUACUAUUUAUU